Messenger RNA from Gastrolobium bilobum, 1317 nucleotides. RefSeq names its product phosphoglycerate mutase-like protein AT74. NCBI's taxonomy places the organism in Eukaryota, Viridiplantae, Streptophyta, Magnoliopsida, Fabales, Fabaceae. The transcript is spliced from 2 exons. The record is from RefSeq and is a predicted model, not a curated record. The coding region runs from base 140 to 1009 and encodes 289 amino acids. Gene Ontology annotation, molecular function: phosphatase activity.
UUGCUGCAUUUUGACCAGAGUUGGUGCCGUUUCUCAAAUCCUCUUCAAAAACAAACCAAAGGUAACGAAAGAUGAAAAUGAAACAAAAAAUCCUAAUAGAAUAAGAAGAAAAAGAAAGCGAGAAAGAGAGAAAAAAAUAAUGGUUAUGAUGCUUCCAAAGAGAAUAAUACUAAUGCGGCAUGGUGAGUCACAAGGAAAUUUGGACACGUCAGCAUACACAACCACACCAGAUCACAGCAUUCAGUUGACCUCAAAUGGCAUCGCCCAGGCCCGCCACGCCGGCGUCAACCUCCGCCGCGUCAUGGCCGCCGGCGAAUGCUCCCCCGAUUGGCGUGUCUACUUCUACGUCUCCCCCUACGCCCGCACCCGAUCCACCCUCCGCGAGGUUGGUCGAUCCUUCUCCAAGAAGAGAAUAAUCGGCGUUAGAGAAGAGUCGCGGAUUCGCGAACAAGACUUCGGGAACUUUCAGGUUAAAGAGAGAAUGAAGAUCAUCAAGCAACAACGCGAACGCUUCGGCAGGUUCUUCUAUCGCUUCCCCGAAGGCGAAUCUGCCGCCGAUGUUUACGAUCGCGUUUCAAGUUUCUUUGAAUCUCUGUGGAGGGAUAUAGACAUGAAUAGGCUACAUCAUGAUCCUUCCAAUGAUCUGAAUCUUGUGAUUGUGUCUCAUGGAUUGACAUCACGUAUUUUCCUCAUGAAGUGGUUCAAGUGGACGGCUGAACAGUUUGAGCACCUGAACAAUCUUGGAAACUGUGAGUUCCGUGUUAUGCAGCUGGGAAGUGGUGGGGAAUAUAGCUUAGCGGUUCAUCAUACAGAGGAAGAGAUGCUAGAAUGGGGUUUGUCUCCUGAUAUGGUAGCUGACCAAAAAUGGCGUGCCACUGCAAGCAGGGGUGCUUGGAAUGAUAAAUGCUCAUGGUACCUUGAUGGUUUUUUUGAUCAUCUUGGUGACUCUGAUGAUGAUGACAUUGUGGAAAAUGAAGGUGAAACUAAUUCUUUGACUGUAUGUGCAUAGUUAGGGAUUCUUUUUGAACAGUCCAUAGUAGUUUGAUUUCUGUUUUUAAUGUUAAAAGAAGAAAUUUCAAUAGAAACAAAAAUGGGAAAGUUAAGGGGAAGGAGGAGGAAUAUAGAUAAUACGUUGUCAGUUGCCAAUUUCAAGUUCUAAUGGCCUCAUUCAUUCAUUGACAUAAAUUUGUCCAUUUGGAAGUUCGAAUAGUUAACCUUGAUUACAGUUAUACUAAGCAAUUUUAUACUUUUUUUAGGGAACGGUUGUUUUUGUAUAAUUAUAUUCACGCCUCUUGUGUGUUAUUCAUUAUGAUAGCA